Macrosteles quadrilineatus (aster leafhopper) is the source of this 4972-nucleotide messenger RNA. RefSeq names its product glycoprotein-N-acetylgalactosamine 3-beta-galactosyltransferase 1-like. NCBI's taxonomy places the organism in Eukaryota, Metazoa, Arthropoda, Insecta, Hemiptera, Cicadellidae. The record is from RefSeq and is a predicted model, not a curated record. Gene Ontology annotation, molecular function: N-acetylgalactosaminide beta-1,3-galactosyltransferase activity. The transcript is spliced from 10 exons. Gene Ontology annotation, cellular component: membrane. The coding region runs from base 301 to 1410 and encodes 369 amino acids.
GUUUUAUUCUACCUCAACCUCAGUGAGUGUUUAGUAGUUUUAGUAGUCCUAAGGUAGGCUAAUUAAUUAUAGUCAAUCGCUGAGAAGUGUAAUUAAAGAAUAGGCCAACCGGACAAAAAUAUUUCUUAGAUGGAAUAAGUUUAAACUUUGUUGCUUUUUGAAAUGCUGUAGAGUCUCGAUAGACACAAUGAUUAAGUUAACAACAUGAAUUUUACUCAACAUAGGCCUAGAUGCAGGGAGCCAAGAGAACAACGAUGAAGUAACUCUGAUUUUAUCCCGAAACAAUCUCUAGUCAUCAUAAUGCUCACUAGCAAUAGACCAAUGGUUGGACGGACGUUUGUCCUCACGCUGGCUGUUGGAAUCACCUUCGGCUUCAUGUUUGCCUACAUCGUCUUGUCAACGACAACUUACCACAUAGGAGAAAUGGCUAUGUUUCCUGUCAGGGAAUUAGAUAACGAUUUUCGUGCUUCAGACCCCCACCACCAUAGCCACUUGGACAACUUGCCUGAACUGAAAGGCGAUGUAGGCACACACGGUCAUGACGAAGAGUUCCACAAAGACGAAGACAUAGUAGCCAAAGAGUUAGCUCAACGUGUGAGAGUGUUGUGUUGGAUCAUGACUUCGCCAAACAACCAUCAGAAGAAGGCACGUCAUGUCAAGGCUACUUGGGGGAAACGGUGCAACAUCUUGCUCUUCAUGAGCUCACAAAACGAUACAUCGCUGCCCUCCAUAGCUUUGCCUGUGAGUGAAGGUAGGGACAAUCUGUGGGCCAAGACCAAAGAAGCAUUCAAGUAUGUCUACACCAACUAUCUGGACCAGGUGGACUGGGUGUUGAAAGCAGACGAUGACACGUAUGUGAUAGUAGAAAAUCUGCGCUACCUGCUGUCAGAACACAACUCCUCUGAUCCGAUAUACUUUGGUUGCCGGUUCCGACCCUACACCAAGCAAGGCUACAUGAGUGGGGGCGCAGGUUAUGUUUUAAGUAAAGAAGCUGUAAGGAGGUUUGUGGAGGAGGGUCUUCCAGACAAGAAGAAAUGCAGAGAGGACAGUGGAGGUGCGGAAGAUGUUGAAAUGGGCAAGUGUCUGGAGAGGGUGAACGUCCUUGCGAUGGAUUCCAGAGACUCGUUUGGUAGAGGAAGGUUCUUCCCGUUUGUCCCUGAACAUCAUCUUAUCCCCGGACAUUCGGAUCCCAACUUCUGGUAUUGGAAGUACGUUUACUACCCUAGUCCAGAGGGUAUAGACUGCUGUUCAGACAGUGCGAUAUCCUUCCACUAUGUCAGCCCCAACCAGAUGUAUGUUCUGGACUAUCUCAUCUACCAUCUCAGGCCGUACGGUAUCAACCAUUAUGUGAAGCCUGGCGUGACUCGUGUAACGCCGAGCAGUCCAGCUCCUCUGCGUGACAACAGGUGAUACGCAAUCGCGACUGACUCUCAUGUGCCAUAGACGCAACUGAGCUGUGAGCCCACGUGUUAAUCUACUGUUCAACUAGGACUAUAAGACGGCUCUAACUCACAAGUACUGUUUGGGUCUAUUGUUAAACAAGUUUGUUCUAGCCUUGUUGGGAAUAUAUAAAUAUUUAUCUAUAUAUAUAAAAGGCAAAGCCCUCACUGACUCACUGACUGACUGACUCAUUUAUUAUAAAAUACAGAUUCUUGACAAUGUUAAGACACAGUACUGAGAACUUCCUCUCUCGGCCCGAACUCUUGCCUGAGCUUGUUUGGACCAUCACAAGCAAAUAUUUUUUUAACUGAACAUAUCCAAAACUGAAUAAAGUCAUUCAAUCUACAAACGGGAAAGUUCUAACUCAUAAGUAGUAACUCAUACAGUACAGCUAACAUUCAAGUACGUAAUUUUUUGCUAAACCAUUCCUGCAUCAGUAUUCAGGGCCGGUUCUAGUAAUUUUUUAGAGUUAAGCGAACACCCGAAUCAGCGCCAUUUAGAAUUCCCCCCACCACCACACCACCAAUGAACUGUAACCCUACAACAAUCCUUAACCCUAUUUGUGAAUUUUUUUCACAAAAAUGUUGGGAAGAUUUUUUUUUAUAAGUUUACGUUAGAAGAAUACUUGCAAUAAAAGACUUUUUCACCACACUAUGAUGUUUUAGCUGUUUUACAUACGUUAAUUGGUGGCUGAAAGUUACGUUUUGCUGGCCAUGCCUGCUGUCAUUGUCAUUUGGGGACCGAGCAGGUUUUUACAUCCCUAGGGCCAAAAAAUCAGCUGCCCGCUUACUUUCUUAAAACAUGAAUGCAUAUUAAAUACACAAUCAGUAUCCAUAACAUUGCAAUAGAAUUUUUUUAUUGUCACCAUUGCCUACCAACUAUUAAUUACAUGUUUGCUGAUUCCCCAAAUAAUCUCUUCACAACCUUAAAGUUGUAGUUGUGUUGACUAUCAGUGUGAAUUAUUAUUGUGAUGAAUAAUGGUAAUAGGGUAUAGUGUGGUGAAAAAUAGCGUUCGUACCACGGACCGAAAUGGUUUUGCAGUUCUCAAUUGUUUCAAGUGCUCGACUUCAUCUCGAGCUUAAAAAAUAUCUCGAGCCGGAAAACCCUGAUUUUCGGCCCUAGGUACAAAAUAUACUAUUUUCAACUUCUGUUUAUUAUUCACUGAAAUUUAGAAUUUUACACUUUUACUCAUCAUAUACACUUUAGCAAAACCCAAAGUUAACAAUUUAUUUCUAAAUGUGAAAUCAGUUUUUACAGGAUAACUUGGAUGCGAUAUAAGUUUUUAUAGCAUAUUACAAUGAAAAACAGGUGUAGGUAGAUGACAAGAGAGGAAUUUUUAAUUGAAUACAUUAAACAUGUAGAAAACAUGAAAAACCAAAUUGAAGUAUUACCUUGCCAAAAUAAUACAGAAUGUUCAAUUUAAACAGUUCAAAAGUUACGGUGUCGUAGGCUAACUGUUGUGUUUGUGUGAACCAACUUAAGACCAAGUGAACAGCAAUUUUAAGGAUGAGGCCUAUCAGCUGCCUGAUAGCGGCGCCGCGCUGUCCGCUGCCGAGCGUCAGCUCACUACAAUUCGAAACUGCAAAACAAUGCCUUGAGUCUUGAGUCCUUGAGUUGAAGUGCUGUACAAGUAUACGCAUUUUUCAGGUGCUUUUGGUACAAACAGAAUAAAUGCCUUUGGUGUGGUGCUUUGGGUACUUGAACUCUGAGAAAAAAAACCAAAUUAAGUUGUUCACUUGUCAGUUAAGUUGUUUCCAAUUUUGUCUUAUGAAAAAAAAAUUGUGUCCCGUUGGCGCCACUUUUUUGUGGCGCCAUAUGCGACCGCGUAGUUCGCGUAUAGGUUAAACCGGCCCUGUCAGUAUUCAAUUUGCUAACACGUUUUCUUCAGCCAAAAACUGCGAAGUUGUGAGGUAGUUAAGUAAAUUCACAUUCUUUGAAAAAUAUUUUAAAUUUAAAUAUAUGCAUUAUGUCCUUAUCAAUAAAUUUGUAUGUUUUAUUAUUAUUCUCAACACGUCAUUUCUUAAUAAAACUUACAUUUUCUGAGCUUUCAAUAUGUUUAAUAGAGAUUACCCAUCAGAUGAUUAACAAACGGUGGUUUAUUAAUAAGUUAUAUUUUAUAAACUGUUUUUGUAAAUUUGUAAAAUAUGAUUAUUUUGAUAUUCUUAGGAUAGGUGCUAAAUGUUGUUAUGUUUAGAUGUUGUUCGUUCUUAUUAUAUUUCAAAUAUAUUACUGAUGGAACUCGUAAACUUGCAUUUUUCUGUAGGGUGUUAUUAAAGAUCCUGUAAAAACAUUCAGUUUCUUAUGUGAAUACUAAAACGGUUCUUGCCAUUUGUGGUAAUUUGUGUCUGAAUGUUUUUACACAGGUAGAUUGUGUAGCCGUAGAAAUAAAUAUUUAUUCUCUUGUAAUUCUAUGUCGGUUGUGUUUUGAACUAUGCAUGCAUAUGUAUAGUGACAACGAAAGAAUACAGUAACAGUAAAUAUUCUCAAGUUCCUUUUUCUUUUAUUUGGGAUUUUCAGACACAACUGGUGUAUAUUUUUCAUAAUAUCAUUGAUAAUAUCUAUUUACAUAUUAGUGGAUCUUAUCUUGAAAUAUACUUUACAAAAGAGAAACUACAUUUAACAGUUGCUUUAUAUAGUUUAAGUUAAAUAGGGUGAUUAAAUUGUUUAUAUUUAUUUAACUAGAUAUAUAAACUAUCUAUACUGUCUCUUCUCUCAAACUGAUCUUUGAUUACCAAAGUAUUUGGCACUGCCAAGUAUUUGUCUUAAUAAGACAAGAAAAGUGAUUAUCAGUAAAAAAAAUCUAAUGUUUAUAACCUCGAGAAUACAAAUGCUGAAUUCCGUAAAUAUUGCAAUUGAUUAGUUAAUACUGUAUUAAAUUUAAUAUUUAUUUAAGAUGAUUUUGACCUAGAAGUAUCAUAAAUGGUAUUUUUGAGAUUAGCUUAAAAAAUAAAAAUAAAAUCUAGUUACACUGAAAGUAAAUUAAGGUGAUUCCUAAGCUUCAUCCUUAGCUAAGUACCUGUACAAGAAAACAAUAAUUUGAUACUUUUGUACAAAUUGUACAGAGCUAUAAAAUAAAUACUGAUUGCUUUUGAAGUACAAUCGUAACAAUACUUUUUAGAUUUAAUUAAUUUUAUGAGCAUAUGAAUCAACUGAAACGCACAUACUAGCUUUUUGUAUUAUGAUUUGUGAUAUGAUUGUGAACAAAUCAAUAUUAUUUAUUUUGUUAAGACAAGUCAUGUUAUUUAUGCAAUGUUAGUUAGGAAGCAAAAUAAUAGUCUAUAUUUUUAAUACUUUAUUUACACAAAUCUUAGCUUAUUUUGUUGAGUCUGAACAAACUUUGCUUUAGCUUUCCAGGAACAAAUUUGAGAUUUGUUAAUAUUUUUCUACCUUUUUUCCUCAACUACCUAAUCAUAAGUGAUGUUUUUCCUAUUUUGACUGUAGUCAUACGACACCAAAGAUUACACAUGUGUAAUGUAUGUUACCCACCAAAGAUGUACUGUAUAUUACAAUGUAAUAAAACAUGUAAAAUUUA